AUGAUUCCUGCGGAAAUCACCGGAUAUUUCCAAUAUAUAUCGCCGGAAAGCUUAACAACAAUCCCGGCCGAAUUCAACAUAAAAAACAUGCCUUCAUCUCCAACCUCUUCCUCUUCCUUAAACUACCUAAAUGAUCUCAUCAACAACAACUACUCUUCAUCAUCCAACGGUCAAGAUUUCAUGAUGAGCAACAACUCAACUUCCGACGAAGAUCACCAUCAUCAAAGCAUCAUCAUACUCGACGAGAGGAAACAGAGGAGGAUGCUUUCGAACAGAGAAUCCGCAAGGAGGUCGAGGAUGAGGAAACAGAGACAUCUAGAUGAGCUAUGGUCCCAAGUGAUAAGGCUUCGUAAUGAGAACAACUGUCUUAUUGAUAAGCUAAACCGCGUAUCGGAGACUCAAGUUAGUGUAUUGAAGGAGAACUCUAAACUCAAAGAAGAAGCUUCUAAUCUUCGACAGCUUGUAUGUGAACUGAAAUCUAGCAAGAACAACAGUUUUCGAAGAGAUCAGUUUGAAGAUAUUUAG
Arabis nemorensis is the source of this 525-nucleotide messenger RNA. Lineage: Eukaryota; Viridiplantae; Streptophyta; Magnoliopsida; Brassicales; Brassicaceae. The record is from the annotation of a GenBank genome assembly.